AUGACAAUACAACGACAAGACAACGACAAAACAACGACAAGACAACAACAACGACAACGACAACGACAACGACAACGACAACGACAAUACAAUGACAACAACAACGACAACGACAACGACAAUACAACGACAAUACAACGACGAUACAACGACGAUACAACGACAAUGACAACGACAACGGCAACGACAACGACAAUACAACGACAAUACAACGACAAUACAACGACAACACAACAACAACACAACAACAAUACAACGACAAUACAACGACAACGACAACGACAACGACAACGACAACAACAAUACAACGACAAUACAAUGACAUUACAACGACAAUACAAUGACAAUACAACGACAAUACAACGACAAUACAACAACAUUACAACGACAAUACAAUGA
This is a messenger RNA of Paramuricea clavata, 399 nucleotides long. NCBI's taxonomy places the organism in Eukaryota, Metazoa, Cnidaria, Anthozoa, Malacalcyonacea, Plexauridae. The record is from the annotation of a GenBank genome assembly.